This is a messenger RNA of Nicotiana attenuata, 970 nucleotides long. Its product is annotated as chaperone protein dnaJ 20, chloroplastic-like. The record is from RefSeq and is a predicted model, not a curated record. The transcript has a single exon. Bases 250 to 756 code for a protein of 168 amino acids. Gene Ontology annotation, cellular component: chloroplast. Lineage: Eukaryota; Viridiplantae; Streptophyta; Magnoliopsida; Solanales; Solanaceae.
CAUUCACAAACCCUCCUUGAUAAAAUCUUGACUAGGUCUACUCAGCAGUACUAGUUUGUAGUCUUUAUUGUCCUAAAACACGAACUUUAUCAAUCAACCCGAUCUGAUCUCUGAAAUCCUGUUCUUAUAUUCUUGUAGUCUUUAUUGACCUGAAACACUAACUUUAUCAAUCAACUCGAUCUGACCUCUAAAAUCCUGUUCUAAUAGUCCUUGUUUGUCGUUCCAGGCGUACUACGUAUCAAACUACCAAUGGAGAUAUCAUUGAAGACGAAUAACUAUAAGGUGGAGAUAUUUCCUAUAUUUAUUCAUGAAAAAGGUGGAAAGAACAAACACAUGAAGGGUGGCAACCAACUGAAAAUUAGGGCAAAUAUACAGACGAAGAAAUCCAAUAGUAAUUUCUAUGAAGUGCUUUCUCUGCGUUCAACAAAUGUAGGGUUUGAAGAGAUAAAGAAAGCUUAUAGAUGCAUGGCUCUUCAAUACCAUCCUGAUAUUUGUCAUCAUUCAAAUAAAGAAGAAUCCACAAGACGAUUUAUUGAGCUGAGAAAAGCAUAUGAAACUCUUUCUGAUCCAAUUUCACGUCAAAUUUAUGAUUCUGAGAUGAGUUUAAUGGAUUCUUUUGAAAGUGAAUUGAUGUGGAGAAAAUCUAAGGAAAAUAGGAAGAUAGUUUUCACUAAGGAGGUGUGGGAAAGACAGCUUGACGGGUUGAGAAGACGAUCUUGUAAUAGAAUGGAGAAAAAGAAAAGUAUUUUCAGCUAGAAACUUAGUUGUUAAUUUGUAGUACUAUCUUCGUUUAAUUUAUGCUUGUGGUCAAGAUAUGAUUGUUAUUUGUUAGCUCAUUAUUCUUUUUUUAAUUGCAAGGUCACUAGCUUGCACUACAUGUUAUAAUGUAAGGCCCUAAGUUUUAUGCAUUGAGAAGAUGGACUAUAAAGUACGUAAACUUUUAAGUUUUAUGUACUAAUGGCAAAAAAUA